GGUGACAUCCAAUGGCAGCUAAUCCGUGGGAUCCCGUGCAGGCCCCUGCCGCGUCUUCUCUGAUAGAGAGGUGCCUGGGGGCCGGAGUCCUGACACAGAACAUGCUGGACGAAGCACGGGAAGAGACUUCAUUCUUUAGCCGUGUAGACAAUCUGGAGAAGAUCUCUGCGCUGAAGGCUGAAAUCAGAGAGAAGAGUCUGGAGCUAGAAUUGCUGAAGCUUGAGAAAGAGACUGCAGACAUCACUCAUCCAUUUUUCCUCAGCCAGAAAUGUGAGGCCCUACAAACAAUAAACAGCCAUUUGGAGGUGGUCCUGAGAGAGAAGCGAAGCCUGAGGCAAAGGCUGGCUAAGCCACUGUGCCAGGAAAGCUUGCCUAUUGAAGCAGCGUAUCACAGGUUUGCUGCUGAACUUUUACCCCUCGCUGUUAAAUUCAUUGAGAAUUUAGAAUUCUUUAUCCAGACUAUCCGGAAAAUUCCUCAGAUACCAGACUGUGCUAAGAAUCUGGACAUGGCUUUGGUGAGAAUGGAAUUUCUCGAGGCCGAUUUAGAGGAACUGACCAAGCAGAUCCUAACAUGGAGAGAAAAACAAAAUAACCUUCUUCAGUGCAACUUCCCUGUCAAUGCACAAGCAAGCACCAGCAGUAUGAAAGAAUCUUCGUCUUAUUUAUCAGUUGAAAAUCUGCACCACUAAUAGUCCAGGUUUAUA
This is a messenger RNA of Nanorana parkeri, 704 nucleotides long. It is a transcript of the gene HAUS2, whose product is annotated as HAUS augmin like complex subunit 2. The record is from RefSeq and is a predicted model, not a curated record. The transcript is spliced from 6 exons. The coding region runs from base 12 to 689 and encodes 225 amino acids. Gene Ontology annotation, cellular component: HAUS complex; centrosome; mitotic spindle microtubule. NCBI's taxonomy places the organism in Eukaryota, Metazoa, Chordata, Amphibia, Anura, Dicroglossidae. Gene Ontology annotation, biological process: spindle assembly; centrosome cycle; microtubule nucleation.